Messenger RNA from Tripterygium wilfordii, 8522 nucleotides. RefSeq names its product dnaJ homolog subfamily C GRV2. The record is from RefSeq and is a predicted model, not a curated record. Gene Ontology annotation, cellular component: endosome membrane. NCBI's taxonomy places the organism in Eukaryota, Viridiplantae, Streptophyta, Magnoliopsida, Celastrales, Celastraceae. The coding region runs from base 499 to 8247 and encodes 2582 amino acids. Gene Ontology annotation, biological process: receptor-mediated endocytosis; endosome organization; regulation of early endosome to late endosome transport. The transcript has 22 exons.
CCAGUAAGGUCACAGAACAACGAAGCACAGCUCUCUUUUACAGCCUCCUAGUUGUCGUGGUCCUCGCUUUCUUUUCUUCUCAAACAUCUUUCAACCUUAAAUCCGUGUUUAUAUAUCGGAUUCAGUUCUGUUUCUUCGAUCGGCCCAUCUCCGUUGAAGACGAUUUUACAACUGCAAUUCUUCGAUCGUGAAAGCGAACACAGAACGAUCAGAUUGGCAUUCUUUUUUUCUUCUAUGGUUCUCAGAUAUUCAAAUUUUGUUUGCUUCUUAAACGAAAUUAGGGUUUGUUAGGGCGAUCGGAGGAACCCUAAUCCCCUGCACGAGUGCGUAGAACUGGGGGCGAAUCAGUCUCGGUCUCACCUGACCCCGGCGGGAGCCGGCGCGGGACUCUGGUUCUUUUUCCGUUCCAAUAAUGCCCCUCCUUCUCACACCCUCCGGUACCUACCUCAAAUCGACACCGUGACUCACCAUACUGCUCCCAAUCCCCUCCAAACCUCCAUGGAACCCUCCGCAGUUUCUUCUAGUUCUGCACCAACUCCUCUCGAGGAGCCAGAGUACCUCGCCCGUUACCUCGUCAUCAAGCACUCGUGGCGCGGCCGUUACAAGAGAAUCUUAUGUAUAUCGAGCUUCUCCAUUAUCACCUUGGACCCCAAUACCCUCGCUGUCACCAAUUCAUAUGACGUGGCCAGUGAUUUUGAGGGUGCCACGCCGAUCAUUGGCCGGGAUGAUAAUUCUAAUGAGUUCAAUGUGAACUUAAGAACCGAUGGGAAAGGGAAAUUCAAGGGAAUAAAGUUUUCGUCUCGAUAUCGGGCUAGAAUUUUGACGGAGUUGCAUAGGAUUCGAUGGAAUCGGCUGGCCGCGGUGGCUGAGUUCCCGGUGCUGCAUCUACGGCGGAGGACUGGGGACUGGGUUCCUUACAAAUUGAAAGUGACUUAUGUUGGUGUUGAACUCCUUGAUCUGAAAUCCGGAGACCUUUGCUGGUGUUUGGACUUUAGAGACAUGUAUUCACCUGCCAUCAUUCUCCUCGCUGAUCUUUAUGGGAAGAAGACUAGUGAUUAUGGAGGUUUUGUUCUUUGCCCUUUAUAUGGAAGAAAAUCAAAAGCUUUUCAAGCUGCUUCAGGGACCACAAAUUCUGCUAUAGUAUCAAAUUUGACAAAAACUGCAAAGUCCAUGGUUGGCAUAUUUUUAUCUGUGGACAGUUCUCAAUCCCUUACUGCGGCUGAGUACAUAAAGCGAAGAGCAAAAGAGGGAGUUGGUGCAGACGAAACUCCUUCUGGGGGUUGGUCUGUGACAAGAUUGCGAUCUGCUGCUCAUGGAACUCUAAAUGUCCCUGGGUUAAGUUUGGGAGUUGGGCCAAAAGGGGGACUUGGAGAGCAUGGUGAUGCUGUAUCGCGUCAACUUAUUCUUACUAAGGUUUCACUUGUCGAAAGGCGUCCAGAAAACUAUGAAGCUGUUACUGUUCGUCCUUUAUCUGCAGUAAGUUCGCUUGUCCGAUUUGCAGAGGAGCCUCAGAUGUUUGCCAUCGAAUUCAAUGAUGGAUGCCCAAUUCAUGUUUAUGUCAGCACUUCUCGCGAUAGCUUACUUGCAGCAGUUCGUGAUGCAAUGCAAACAGAAGUUCAGUGCCCAGUACCUGUAUUACCUAGGCUUACGAUGCCUGGACAUCGUAUUGAUCCACCUUGUGGAAGAGUAUUUUUACUAGAUGGACCUCAACGUGCUGUUGCUGAUAUGGAAAGUGCAUCCAUGCAUUUGAAACACCUAGCUGCAGCUGCCAAAGAUGCUCUUGCUGAAGGUGGUUCUAUACCUGGUUCAAGAGCUAAGCUGUGGCGUAGAAUAAGGGAGUUUAAUGCUUGUAUUCCCUUUAGUGGAGUCCCUCCUAAUAUUGAAGUUCCCGAAGUAACUUUCAUGGCCUUGAUUACCAUGCUUCCUGCUACUCCAAAUCUUCCUCCGGAGUCCCCUCCCCUGCCACCUCCCUCGCCUAAAGCUGCUGCAACAGUGAUGGGUUUUGUUGCAUGUUUGCGUAGAUUGUUGGCUUCAAGAAGUGCAGCAUCACAUGUGAUGUCUUUUCCUGCUGCUGUUGGAAGAAUUAUGGGUUUGCUUAGAAAUGGUUCAGAGGGUGUAGCAGCUGAAUCAGCAGGGCUUAUUUCAGUACUAAUUGGUGGUGGUCCCGGUGAUACAAAUUUAGUGACAGAUUCAAAAGGAGAUCGACAUGCUACAAUCAUGCACACAAAGUCUGUGUUGUUUGCCCAACAUGGCUAUCUAACUAUCCUUGUCAACCGGCUCAAACCUAUGUCUGUCUCGCCUUUAUUGUCCAUGGCGGUGGUUGAAGUUCUUGAGGCUAUGAUCUGUGAACCACAUGGUGAAACUACUCAAUACACGGUCUUUGUUGAAUUGUUACGCCAAGUAGCUGGUUUCCGGCGUCGCUUAUUUGCAUUGUUUGGGCAUCCUGCUGAGAGUGUUCGUGAGACAGUUGCUGUGAUUAUGCGUACAAUUGCUGAAGAAGAUGCAAUUGCAGCAGAGUCCAUGCGUGAUGCUGCUUUGCGAGAUGGGGCUUUGCUGAGGCAUUUAUUGCAUGCACUUUUUCUUCCUACUGGUGACCGGCGUGAGAUUAGUCGACAUCUUGUUGCUCUUUGGGCGGAUUCCUAUCAACCAGCUUUAGAUUUAUUGUCUAGAAUUCUGCCUCCUGGCCUUGUUGCUUAUUUGCAUACACGCUCAGAUGGAGUGCAACCUGAAGAUGCAAAUCAAGAAGGAUCAUCAACCAAUAGAAGAUGGAGACGUUUACUUCAGCAGAGGAAGAAUCGUGCCGGAAGAGGAAUUACAUCUCAAGAUAAUUCUUUACCUUCUAUUAAUAAUUCUGAUGUUGGUGAUCCUAUGAGGCACCCAGGCACUCUUAGAGGAUCAGAUAGCUAUCAGCGAUCUGCUCUUGAUCCAAAUCCUGCACAGUCCUCGACUGUUCAAUCUUCUGCUCAGACUGAGACUUUGACCAGUGAGGUGUCCCCUAGUGGGACCUUACAAAAUGGCCAUUUGCCUGUCAUUGCUUCCGCUGAUGCACCAUCAGCAAAUUUUCACGCUGCAUCAGACCAAAAUGCCUCAUAUUCAUCUGAUACAGAUGCUCAUGUAUCAGGUUUUCAAGACAAUGGCCUUCCAGCUCCUGCUCAGGUUGUUGUGGAGAGCACACCUGUGGGUUCUGGUCGGUUACUUUGUAAUUGGCAUGAAUUUUGGCGAGCUUUUAGCAUUGAUCACAACCGUGCGGACUUAAUCUGGAAUGAGCGUACUAGGCAAGAGUUGAGGGAGGCUUUGCAGGCUGAAGUUCAUAAACUAGAUGUUGAGAAGGAGCGUACUGAAGAUAUUUUCCCUGGAGGUGCUUCAGUAGAGAUUAUGACUGGGCAAGAUAGCAUGCCUCAGAUAUCUUGGAACUAUUCUGAAUUCGGUGUUAGGUACCCUAGCUUAUCCAAAGAAGUUUGUGUGGGUCAAUACUAUCUGCGUUUGUUACUAGAAAGUGGCAGCGGUGGCCGAGCCCAGGAUUUUCCAUUGCGUGAUCCAGUGGCUUUCUUUAGAGCACUCUAUCAUCGGUUCUUAUGUGAUGCAGACAUAGGACUGACUGUAGAUGGUGCUGUACCCGAUGAGUUGGGUGCAUCUGAUGACUGGUGUGACAUGGGAAGAUUAGAUGGUUUUGGAGGUGGCGGUGGAUUUUCAGUUAGGGAGCUUUGCGCAAGGGCAAUGGCAAUUGUAUACGACCAGCAUCACAAAACAAUAGGGCCUUUUGAGGGUGCUGCCCAUAUUACGGUUCUCUUGGAUAGGACAGAUGACAGAGCACUAAGGCACCGCCUGCUCCUCCUUUUAAAGGUUCUAAUGAGGGUUUUAUCUAAUGUGGAGGCAUGUGUAUUGGUCGGAGGGUGUGUUUUAGCCGUUGAUCUUCUGACAGUGGCUCAUGAAGCGUCAGAAAGGAUCGCGAUUCCUUUGCAAUCUAAUUUGAUAGCCGCUACUGCUUUCAUGGAGCCACUCAAGGAAUGGAUGUUUGUUGAUAAGGAAGGUGUACAAAUUGGACCAGUGGAGAAGGAUGCUAUCAGAAGGUUCUGGUCAAAGAAGGAUAUUGAUUGGACAACAAGAUGUUGGGCCUCUGGAAUGUCAGAUUGGAAAAGAUUGCGAGAUAUACGUGAGCUUCGCUGGGCACUUGCUGUUCGGGUUCCUGUUCUCACAUCAUCUCAGGUUGGGGAUUCAGCACUGUCAAUAUUACACAGCAUGGUGUCUGCACAUUCGGACAUAGAUGAUGCUGGGGAAAUAGUUACUCCAACCCCAAGGGUAAAACGAAUUUUGUCAAGUCCCCGUUGCCUUCCGCAUAUUGCCCAGGCCAUGCUUUCUGGGGAACCUAGUAUUGUGGAGUCCGCAGCGGGACUGCUGAAGGCUGUCGUGACAAGAAACCCCAAAGCCAUGAUACGUCUGUACAGCACGGGUGCAUUCUAUUUUGCCCUGGCAUACCCUGGAUCUAAUCUCCUUACAAUUGCACAACUCUUUGCAGUAACACAUGUACAUCAAGCGUUUCAUGGUGGUGAAGAAGCUGCAGUUUCUUCAUCUCUGUCACUUGCAAAACGUAGUGUAUUGGGUGGGCUUCUUCCUGAAUCAUUGCUUUACGUAUUGGAACGCAGUGGUCCAGCUGCAUUUUCAGCAGCAAUGGUAUCUGAUUCUGAUACUCCCGAGAUUAUUUGGACACACAAAAUGCGAGCUGAAAAUCUGAUUCGUCAGGUUUUACAGCAUCUUGGUGAUUUCCCCCAAAAAUUGUCACAGCACUGCCAUUCUUUGUAUGAGUACGCACCUAUGCCGCCAGUGACAUACCCUGAACUAAGAGAUGAAAUGUGGUGUCACCGCUACUACCUUCGAAACUUAUGUGAUGAGAUUAGGUUUCCAAAUUGGUCGAUUGUUGAACAUGUUGAGUUCUUGCAAUCUUUACUAGCAAUGUGGCGUGAAGAGUUGACCCGCAGGCCAAUGGAUCUUUCUGAAGAAGAAGCUUGCAAAAUACUUGAGAUAUCACCUGAAGAUGUGUCAAAAGAUGAUGCAAACAACUCGAAUUCUCUUGACGCAGCUGGGGACAUGAAUAGCAUAUCAAAGCAGAUUGAGAACAUUGAUGAAGAAAAACUCAAGCGACAGUAUAGAAAACUUGCAAUGAAAUACCACCCAGACAAAAAUCCUGAAGGGAGGGAAAAGUUUCUUGCUGUACAGAAAGCUUAUGAACGACUUCAGGCAACAAUGCAAGGCUUGCAAGGUCCUCAACCGUGGAGGCUAUUGCUUUUGUUGAAAGGACAGUGUAUAUUAUACAGACGAUACGGAGACGUAUUAGAGCCUUUUAAAUAUGCUGGUUAUCCAAUGUUGCUGAAUGCAAUCACAGUAGAAAAGGAUGACAAUAAUUUUCUUUCAUCUGAUAGGGCACCUCUUCUUGUUGCAGCAUCUGAACUUACUUGGCUGACGUGUGCAUCUUCUUCAUUAAACGGUGAAGAGCUUGUGAGGGAUGGUGGGAUACAACUUCUGGCAACUCUUCUUUCCCGUUGCAUGUGCGUAGUUCAGCCGACUACCCCCUCCAGUGAACCAUCGGCGAUUAUUGUUACUAAUGUGAUGCGGACAUAUUCUGCUUUGAGUCAGUUCGAAAGUGCAAGGGCUGAAAUCCUUCAAAUUUCUGGAUUAGUUGAGGACAUUGUGCACUGUACUGAACUUGAGCUUGUGCCAGCAGCUAUUGAUGCUGCACUCCAGACCAUAGCCUGUGUUUCUGUAUCCCCUGAAUUGCAGGAUGCCUUAUUAGGGGCCGGUGUGCUGUGGUACCUGUUGCCCUUGUUACUUCAGUAUGACUCAACUGCAGAGGAAUCUGGUACGACAGAAUCACAUGGUGUUGGUGUUAGCGUUCAAAUUGCAAAAAAUAUGCAUGCCGUUCAGGCAUCUCUAGCCUUGUCAAGGCUUAGUGGUUUAUGUGCUGAUGAGAGCUCUACACCUUGUAAUGCACCAGCAGCUGAUGCCCUUAAAGCUUUGCUAACUCCUAAGCUUGCCACGAUGUUGAAAGAUCAAGUCCCAAAAGACCUACUUUCCAAAUUAAACUCAAACUUGGAGUCUCCAGAGAUUAUCUGGAAUUCAUCAACGCGGGCGGAGCUACUGAAAUUUGUGGAUCAGCAACGUGCAAGCCAUAGUCCUGAUGGGUCAUAUGACUUGAAUGAUUCACGUGCCUUCAUAUACAAGGCUUUAUCAAAAGAACUGUUUGUUGGUAAUGUUUACUUAAGGGUCUAUAAUGAUCAGCCGGAAUUUGAGAUCAGUGAUCCAGGAGCUUUCUGCGUUGCUCUGAUUGAUUUUGUAGCAUGUCUAGUGCACAAUCAAUAUCCCACAGAUUUUCUGAAUAGAUAUAAUGUUAGCAGCUCAUCCAAUGAUACACCUGAGCAGCAAGGGAAUGCUGCUGAUACAUCGGUUCAAAGUGAUACUGCUGAUGAAUCAGUUGAUGGACAGCAUAAAGAUGAUGAUACUUCUCCAUCGCAUGACGGAAAACCAACAGAGAAGGAAGAAUUGGAACUUGUUAAGAAUCUUCAAUUUGGACUGACCUCAUUAAAGAACUUAUUGACUAGCAAUCCAAAUCUGGCAUCCAUAUUUUCAACUAAAGAGAAGCUACUGCCUCUUUUUGAAUGCUUUUCUGUGCAUGUUGCUUCAAAAAGCAAUAUUCCUCAACUUUGCCUUAAUGUGCUGUCUCUCUUGACUGCAUAUGCUCCCUGUUUAGAGGCAAUGGUUGCAGACGGAUCUAGUCUUCUCCUUCUAUUACAGAUGUUACACUCUUCCCCAGGCUGCCGUGAAGGGGUUCUUCAUGUACUUUAUGCCUUGGCAAGCACUCCAGAACUUACUUGGGCGGCUGCCAAGCAUGGUGGAGUGGUGUACAUUCUUGAGCUUCUACUGCCUUUGCAACAUGAAAUACCCUUGCAGCAAAGAGCAGCAGCAGCUUCAUUAUUGGGAAAACUUGUUGGGCAGCCAAUGCACGGGCCAAGAGUUGCUAUUACACUAGCAAGGUUUCUUCCAGACGGCCUGAUAUCUGUCAUUAGGGAUGGUCCUGGUGAGGCUGUUGUGUCUGCACUUGAACAGACUACAGAGACACCAGAACUUGUGUGGACACUAGCGAUGGCUGCUUCUUUGUCUGCACAAAUUGCAACCAUGGCAUCAGAUCUUUACCGUGAGCAGAUGAAAGGUCGUGUUGUUGACUGGGAUGUACCUGAGCAAGACCCUAGACAACAGGAAAUGAAAGAUGAGCCGCAGGUUGGUGGAAUUUAUGUCAGGUUGUUUCUAAAAGAUCCCAAAUUUCCUCUUAGGAACCCAAAGAGAUUUUUGGAAGGACUACUGGAUCAGUAUUUGUCAUCCAUUGCUGCCACACAUUACGAAACAAAGGCUGUUGACCCUGAGCUUCCUUUACUUCUAUCUGCUGCUUUAGUUUCAUUAUUGCGAGUACACCCUACACUUGCUGAUCAUGUUGGAUAUCUUGGAUAUGUGCCCAAACUCGUAGCUGCUGUGGCCUAUGAGGGUAGAAGAGAAACAAUGGCAUCAGAGGAGAUUAGUAAUGGAAACUGUAGUGAUAAAACAUUUGAAUCUGUUGAUGGAUCAACACAGCCUGGACAAACUCCACAAGAACGUGUGCGGCUUAGUUGUUUGCGUGUCUUGCAUCAACUUGCUGCGAGCACUAUCUGUGCUGAAGCUAUGGCAGCAACUAGUGCUGGAACACCUCAGGUCGUUCCUCUUUUAAUGAAGGCUAUCGGAUGGCAAGGUGGAAGCAUUCUAGCUCUUGAGACACUAAAACGUGUUGUGGUUUCUGGAAAUCGAGCUAGGGAUGCACUUGUUGCGCAAGGGCUAAAGGUUGGUCUUGUUGAAGUACUUCUUGGCCUUCUUGACUGGAGAGCUGGGGGAAGGAGUGGACUCUGCUCUCAGAUGAAGUGGAAUGAAUCAGAAGCAUCCAUUGGCAGGGUGCUCGCUGUUGAGGUUCUGCAUGCAUUUUCAGCAGAGGGGGCACAUUGUACUAAAGUUCGUGACAUAUUAAAUGCCUCUGAUGUUUGGGGCGCUUACAAAGACCAGAAGCAUGACCUUUUCCUUCCAUCAAAUGCCCAGUCUGCGGCUGCUGGAGUUGCCGGCCUAAUUGAGAAUUCAUCUCAACUAACUUAUGCACUUACGGCUCCUCCACCACAAGCCACACAGGGGAGGUCACCUGCUUCAACCUUGACGGAGUCGAAUGGAAUGCAUUUCUGAGUGAGAAAAUUUCACUGUCUUGCCCUGGUAGCAGUGAAGUCCUACUGCUUAUGCAACUGUAUAGCUUUGUGUACAGUAUGAUUAUCAUUUUUUGCGGUUUUUUAUUGCAAAUACUCUAGUUUGACAACCAUAGUCGAGAUCUGCCAUUUUAGCAAGAAAAUUGAAGGAAAUUGUUUUCUUUUUUGCGUGUACAGAAACUCACGCCAUCUGUAUAUUGACUCAGUCGAUUAGUCCGUUGCCAAUUUGUUAUAAAUAGAUGAGCUUUUUUUGUGCGA